Camellia sinensis is the source of this 3535-nucleotide messenger RNA. RefSeq names its product Signal transduction histidine kinase (gene CKI1). NCBI's taxonomy places the organism in Eukaryota, Viridiplantae, Streptophyta, Magnoliopsida, Ericales, Theaceae. Gene Ontology annotation, molecular function: phosphorelay sensor kinase activity. Gene Ontology annotation, biological process: phosphorylation; phosphorelay signal transduction system. The record is from RefSeq and is a predicted model, not a curated record.
AUGAAGCUCGGCUCAUUGAUAGCAGUGAGGCCUGUUUGUUUCUUCAUCCUUCUGAAAAGAACUACUGUAUUUAAUUGCAUCAUGCAGGCUUUCUUAGUGUUAUUGCUUCCCAAUCUGGUGAUCCCAUAUUGGAUUAUUAAGGUUAAAAGAGUUGAGCAAGAACUGAGGUCGAAUUCCCGCAAUGUCAUCCAUGAAGUGCUAUCAGAAAUUGAAAAAACUGCAUACUUGUUAUCUCCAGUGAAUUCAUCGGCAACAAAUUUAGCAAGAAUUUUGAGUUCAUCAUUGGAUGGAGUGAACCUUUCAUUCUCUACCAUUGAAACUCAUGUGGCCCCAGUACUGUUCCAAGCAUUAUCAACAAUUCCACACUCGUCACAUAUUUCGUAUAUCGGAGCGGAUGGUUUGCUAUUCUCAUACUACACCAAUGGCUAUCAAACAUUCGCAGUGUAUGCUAAUUCUUCAUUGUUUGUCAAUGUGAGUGCCCCAAUAGCCAAACAGUACACUCAGCCGGUGAAUUGCAGCACUGGAAUGCUAUAUGGAGAAGCUGUUCCUGUUAGGUCACAUCCUUCAUUUACAGUUAAUGGAAGCUGGUUGCAAAAGGCCGUGGUUAGUACAAAUAGGCAUGUUUCAUUAGGAACUGGGUGGGAAAACGAUCAAGAUCUUCUGUUUUUCAAUACAGCUGUUAUGGAUGAUAGAAGAGGAGCUCUCUCUCUAGGGUUUCCAGUGAAAUCAUUGACUGGCUUUUUCUCUGGGAUAGACUUUCAUGGUGGGAACUUGUAUUUUGCUACAAAAGAUGGGACAGUACUGGCUAAUCAAGGGAUUCCUAAUACUCGUGUUGUUCUUGUUGGGGAUUCGGUUUCAUUUGAAUCGUUGAAUCCGAAUGGAACUCAAAUAGGUCUUGUUGGUAAUGUUUCAUGCAAAACUGAUGAUGAUCAUGGCACAUUGAGAGCAUCCUUGAACAUUUGGGAAACCAAGUAUAAGGUUUACUGUUCACCAUUUGACAUCGUCGGAGUAAAAUCGGUAUAUGUAUUGGCCUUGCCACAAGAGGGACUGGAGAGCCUUGAUAAACAUAUCACGUUUGCAUUGAUAAUUCUAAUAGUGGUGGUUGGUGCUAUGGUUGUCUCCAUUGUGGUUUUUGUGUUCUUACUUCUGAGAGGAGCAAGAAGAGAGAUGUACUUAUGUGCAACACUCAUAAAACAAAUGGAAGCAACUCAACAAGCAGAAAGGAAGAGUUUGAACAAGAUCUUAGCAUUUGCAAGUGCGAGCCAUGAUGUCCGUGCUUUGCUCGCAGGCAUUACCGGUUUGAUAGAUAUGUGCCAUGAUGACGUUACGCCUGAAUCAGAGUUGGAGAAAAAUUUGAUGCAAAUGGAGGAUUGUACAAAAGAUCUUUUGGGUAUUUUGAAUUCAAUUCUUGAUACAAGUAAAAUUGAAGCUGGGAAAAUGCAACUUGAAGAAAAAGAAAUUGACUUGGCUCAACUGCUGGAAGAUGUAGUUGAUCUGUAUCAUCCUCUUGGCAUGAAAAAAGGUGUAGAUUUGGUUUUGGAUCCUUGUGAUAGCUCUGUCUCCAAAUUUUCAAAGGUUAAAUGUGAUCAGACCAAACUCAAACAGAUACUCUGCAACUUACUGAGCAAUGCUGUCAAAUUUACAUCUGAGGGACAUGUGGUAGUUCGGGCUUGGGCUAAAAAAGCCCAUUUUGAUACCACCAUGUUUUCUUCUAGCUCGAACAAGUCCUUGCAUUGUCUUUCAUGUUUGUUUUUCAAGGAUGAUGAAUCAUACAAUGGCCUGGAAUCUAUGAACACCAUCCAAGAAAAUUCAAACAGUGUGGAAUUUGUUUUCGAGGUGGACGAUACAGGACCAGGAAUUCCAAAAGAGAAACAUAAUUCUGUUUUUGAAAACUAUGUUCAAGUCAAAGGGACAGCUCUUGCACCAGAAGGCACUGGCUUGGGGCUUGGAAUUGUUCAAUCUCUGGUCCGUUUAAUGGGUGGUGAAAUCAGUAUUGCAGACAAGGAAAUUGGCGAAAAGGGGACCUGCUUCAGGUUUAAUAUAUUCCUUACUAUGUAUGAGACGACAGAUUCGAGCGCUAAUGCAAGAGAAGAUGAUGUUGAGUCACAGGGCGGUUACAUAUCUUGUGAUUCAUCUCAACAUUCAAGGCCACUGAGCACCCGCACCACCAGCCCUAAACCGGAGGGAUCACAUGUUGUACUCUUUAUCGAAAGCGAAACGCGACAGAGAAUUUCACAGAAAGUCAUGGAAAGCCUAGGGAUAAAAGUGUCUGCUGUGAGAGAUUGUGAGCAACUUUCACAUACCCUAAAGAAGCUAAAACAGAAGCUAAACCUCUCCCACUACAGUUCUUCGGGCAGAUCAGAUUUGAGUUCGGGCAGUCUCAGCAGACCCGUGUCACGUGAUUCCAGUACGAGAGACAAGGAAGUCCCAUUAAGUGCGUUAGAUGGGACAGACAACAUACCACAUUUUCAGAAAAGGACAAAUCUGAAAGGUGUGUUAAAUUUCAUACUAAUUGUGAUCGAUACAAGGGCCAGUCCAUUUCGAGAACUAAGCAGGGCAGUGGCAGAGUUCAAAAGAGACCUUCAACAUACUUGUUGUAGAAUUGUUUGGAUCGAUAAACCAGGUGCACAUAGCAUCCAUUCAAAAGGACUCGACUUGGAUAAGCUCCCUCCUACUGAUUUGAUCAUAUCUAAGCCUUUCCAUGGUUCUCGAUUGAAUCAUGUGAUCGGACUUCUACCAGAGUUUGGGGGUACUUUGCCCGAUAUUUCACCCAGAAAAAGGAGACGAGACGAUCUUCAACUUGAAAAAAUUCCUUCAGGAUUGCACUUUUCAACGAAUGAGAAUCAUAUGAUUUCAAAAUCGAAGAGUGGUGAGAGGCCCUCUAGUGGGAAGGAAGUUUUGGGUUCAGGUGACAAGCUCGCAGUCAAACCAGUUGGAGAAAUAAAGGAACAUGGUGGGACAAGCAGUGAGAAGCCUUUGAGUGGGAAGAAAGUAUUGGUUGCAGAGGACAAUGCAGUGUUACUUAAGCUGGCUGCUACUAUUAUUUCAAAGCUUGGUGCAGAUGUUGAAACAUGUAGAAAUGGUGAAGAAGCUUUUGAACUAGUCUGCAAAGGUCUAAGCAAUCGAAGGAAAGAUGGAGGUUCUGCAUUUCUUCCUUACGACUAUAUUUUGAUGGACUGCGAGAUGCCGAUAUUGGAUGGGUUCACAGCAACAAGACGAAUACGGGAGGAGGAGCAGCAAUAUUAUGGUGUUCACAUACCCAUCAUAGCACUCACUGCUCAUACAUCUGGGGAGGAAGCAGAUAGGAUGAUGCAAGCCGGAAUGGACUUUCAUCUACCCAAGCCACUGAAAAGAGAACUGUUAAUGGAAGCUAUUUCACAAAUCAAUAGUAAUAGUAACCAAAACAUGUGAAGCAUUUCUUGUAUUUGCCUUUUACCUUGAUCAGUUCUUAGGUGUAUUAGAUGUGGACUUUUUUAAGCAAAAUUAUGCAAACAUGUCAAGUCGCAGGGCUAAUUAAUGGGUCAAAUAAUUUGAA